UUAAAUCUUGACAAAUGCCCACACUGUAACAAAAGUAACAAAACUCAUAAAAGACUGAAAGAAAAUCAAAUUUAAAACAAAAACUAAAGAAGAGUUUAAAAACCAUCAUAUUUUCUGAUCUUUGACUUGGAAGGAAGUUGGUUUGGAAACACAUUUGCCGAUGCUUCAUCUUCUGCUUUGCGUUUGUGUGGGAGCCCUGUCAAAAACGUGUCCAUUAUAUGAGCAGUGUCCAAGCAUUCCUUUUUCUUUUUCUUUUUUUUAAUUUAUAGCGUGCCCCCUGCAUUGGCUCUGCGCUCACCCUCGGGGACACGUCCCACACUUUGGGAACAUCUGUUUUAACCAAUGAAAUUAUAAGUGGGCGGUGUCUUCUUUGCCGGGGUUCAGUGUUACACAGCCACGUCAGCUCAAGUAACUACUGCGCCGAAUCCCUCUCCAAAAGUGUGACACUCCUACACGCGGGAAAUUCGUUUGGCUUCAUUUUUGUACAGUCGGAAGAAGUGCAGCGGGGUAGUUCAUCUUUUCUGCAGUCGCUGAUCGAAAAAAGCAGGAAGACCUUCUUUCGUUUACUCCUCUCCAAAACCGCCGCAUUAAACUGAUGGAGGAGCUCAGCUUUAAACCGAGAGGACUGAAGAGCGGACUGAAUGAAAUGUGAGUGAGUUUUGGAUUAGUUACCAAUAUGUGUGAAAAGUUAACCAGCCAUUAUUGAUUAUCAGGAACAUUUAAGCAUCACUAACCUAUAUUUGUGAAAAAGGAAGCAGUACUGUCAUGGCAGAUCAAGGUGAAGUGAAGACUCAAGAGGAGGAUCUGUCCCCUGACAUCAAGAAUUGGAGCAAAUAUCAAGUGAGACAAUGGGCUCUCCAGUUGGAUGGUGUUGAUGACAAAGUUGCUGAAAUAUUAUUUAAUCAAGACAUCAAUGGCCGUAGUCUUCUUCUUUUAAAUACAACAGACUUGACUGCAACUGGUGUCACUUUGGGACCAGCUAAGCUUCUCAUUCAUGCCAGAGAUGAAGUUGUGAAAUUUAAAAAAGAAGAGCCAGUAGGUUCUAGAAACCAGCCUGGAAAACCAUGCAAGCCAUAUCCAUUUGAUAAACACCAUGAUACAUUCAGAUACAUGGAAAGCAGGAUUCUUGAUGUUACAGAAUCAGGUGCCUCAGAUUUGAUUGAACCCUGCCACGAGUACAAAGCUUUCACCAGCACAACAGAAGAAACUAAAAUGAAGAAGUUCACAUCUGAGGUCAUUCGCUUUGCAGCAGCCUGCAUGAACAGCUGCACCAACGGCACCAUACAUUUUGGAAUAGGAGACAAGCCGAACUUCACCCACGGUCAAGUGUUGGGAGUGGUUGUUGAGGACAGAGAGGCUUUUGCAAAUGAACUGAAAUCUGCCAUUGAUGGGUAUUUUGAACAUAAACAAAAACAAGCUGCUCAGACAUGCGUCAGACAUCCUCGAUUUGUUGAAGUUCUCAACAAGAACAUGACAUCAUCUGACAAAUGUGUCAUAGAAGUCGACGUUGUUCCAGAGACUACGAUCUGUGAAGAAAACAGCUACCACACAUACACCAUAAAAAAAGGCAAGAAAAAAGGCAAAAGUAAAGAAACUGAAUCAGAACCAUCAAAGUGUUUCUUCAUCCGUGAUGGUGGUAGCAGCAGAGAUCUUCUUGCGCAACCAAACAAGCGAGAGUACGAGCAGUUUCUCGAAAGUAUGGCUCAGCGAUCACAACGCCGGAAAAAGGCAGAAGAGAAGCACCUCAGUGUGAUAAAAAACAGCACUCAGGGCUCUAGACUCAGUCACAUGAUUACUGGUGGCUCUCUGUCUUUAGAUAAAUCAAAUGUUGAGCAGUAUGUGAUAAUAACUAACAAGUCACACCCAAGCCAGUUAGAUUCUUUAAACUUUCUUGUACAUCUGAAUCCAGCAGCGGUGUUGGACUUUGAUCCAGAAUCAGCUAAAGAGGGAUUAGAGCAAUAUUUUGACCAGCAGAGCCCAGUAAACGUUCAUUCACCGGCACGAUAUAAAAUCACAGAAGGAGUUGAAGACAUUGCGAACAAGUUGAAAUUAACUCAAAACACCAGCUGGGUGUUCUGCAAUGGAGGCAUUGAGCAUGAGUCGCCCUCAGACAUUGACCAGUGGUUAAUGGAUAAGGGAGCCUCCGUCAGAGAUGUCAUUUCCUUCUUGUGUCGCAAAGGUAUCCUUCCAAGCAAGAGGUUCCUCGUCAUUUUUUUAAUUUUGUCAAGAGUGAGUGAGAAGAUGGACCCCCUUGUGGAGACUUUCAGUACAUUCUUGCAGGAACUCAGAGGCACAGAUCAGAUCCUUUGCGUAUGUGACAAUGACAAAGCAUUCAACUCCUGGAGAGACUUAAUUGAGGCUCGAUGUGGAAUCGACAUCUCAGGUAGAUGCAUACAUGAUCUCAGCUUUGCAGAAGUCAAUGGCACUAUCCUUAGCCUUUGGUCAGAGAAUCGCAGAUCCAGUCGUUUCCUACCGUGUGGUGGGGGAAGCAAAGUGCUAUUUGAGAAGAAAGUGGAGCAAAGUCUCAGUACCUUAGAUGUACUUUGUGUGAACCAAUGUGAAGGAAGAAAUGAGGAAAAAUUUCUGAUAGAACAGAACUUCUACAAGCGUGGAAAGGUGACGUGGUGGAAUUUCUAUUUCUCGGAGCAGACCGGAUCCACGCCGUUUAUCAAACGAGACCACUUUGACUACAUCAAGGAUACAAUCAUACCUGAUUCAUGCUCCAAGAGAAAAACCUGUGUGUUCUUUAACCUCGUGCAUGUACCUGGAUGUGGUGGGACAACUUUGGCCAUGCACAUAUUGUGGUCUCUCCGGAACACAUUUCGUUGUGCUGUCCUCAGGAACAACAAUGCUGACUUUGCUGAAGUAGCCAGUCAGGUGACCAAACUUCUCAUGUAUAAACAUCAAGGGCAGCUGCCACGUGUCCCUGUUUUGCUGAUGAUAGAUGACUUUGAUGAUAUGGAAAAAGUAUGUGACCUGCAGCAGCUCAUUGAAAAAGAAUGCAAAGAGAAAAAAAUUCAGUCUAAGUCUGCGCAGGUGGUUCUCUUGAACUGCAUGAGAUCAGAGUCUUUUGACCAGACCGGACAAGCUGCAGAUACUGUAUUCAUUGGAAAUAAUCUCUCUGAGAGGAAACAGAAACAGUUUGAUUUAAAACUAGUCGAAAAUGAGAAAACUUACAAUACACACAGUUACAGCAAGACUGCAGACACAAAACCCAGAGGCUUUCGUGUCUGUGAAGGUUCUCAGUUAUCCAGGUCAUCGUAGUCAGAACUGAAGAAGCUUCUCGGAUGAGAGGUGAAACGUCUUCAAGCAACUUAAAGAAGUCCAGACGCUUUUCUUUCCAAGCUCCUUAGACCCCGAGGCUUUCAUUAUUAUAUCUGGAAACUUUUGUCGGGUCUGUGUUAGAGCCCACUCACACCUGGACAAGGGAAAAGGCACGGUCAGGAUCCUGUUUCUUGACUUUUCCAGUGCCUUUAAUACCAUCCGGCCCUGUAUGCUCCAGGAAAAACUGAACAGGAUGCAGGUGGACCCCUGCCUGGUCGCUUGGAUCUCAGACUACCUCACUGACAGACCACAGUACGUCAGGCUGAAGGACAUCAUGUCUGACACUGUGGUCAGCAGCACAGGAGCACCACAGGGAACUGUGCUGUCCCCUUUUCCCUUCACCCUGUACA
Molecule: messenger RNA, 3674 nt
Organism: Oreochromis aureus
Lineage: Eukaryota; Metazoa; Chordata; Actinopteri; Cichliformes; Cichlidae
Product: sterile alpha motif domain-containing protein 9-like
Exons: 4
Coding region: 766-3264 (832 amino acids)
Cellular component (GO): cytoplasm
Molecular function (GO): protein binding
Source: RefSeq, a predicted model, not a curated record